This is a messenger RNA of Phyllostomus discolor (pale spear-nosed bat), 936 nucleotides long. Its product is annotated as 28S ribosomal protein S36, mitochondrial-like. The transcript has a single exon. NCBI's taxonomy places the organism in Eukaryota, Metazoa, Chordata, Mammalia, Chiroptera, Phyllostomidae. The record is from RefSeq and is a predicted model, not a curated record. The coding region runs from base 1 to 312 and encodes 103 amino acids. Gene Ontology annotation, biological process: 2-oxoglutarate metabolic process.
AUGAUGGGCAGUAAGAUGGUAUCUGCUAGCAUGGUCUUUGAGGUAGUCAAGCCACAUACUCCAUUAGUAAGUUUCUCUAACAGAAGAGACCAUUCUAAACCAAAUGUAUCAGAAGUUUUGAGAUUGGCAGCACUACCAUCUAAUGCUUCUUCAAUUUCACAGCAUUUUAAGGGAAAUAAAUUGCCAGAUUGGCUGAUGCAUCAGAAUCCACCAGACACUGCAGAAAUAAUAAAAACAUUACUUCAGAAAUAUAGAAGGAAACCUAUGUCUCAAGAAGAAAUUGAAUUUAUACAACAUGGAGGUCCAGAAUAAUCACUGACACUGGCUGCUGUUUGUCAUCAGACAAAAGGAUAGCCUUUAUAGUAAAAGACUUCAAACAGGACAAAUGAGAAAUUGUACACUAAACAACCUUAAUAAAUAUUCUGUAAACAAAAAAACUAUAUAGGAAAUUUAGAUGGACACUUAUAUAAUUUGUGUAUCUUGGUCAGCUCCUCCACAAGCUUACCUAAUUGUUUAUAUACUUUAUACUUAUUAAAAUGCACAUUUUAAAAUGUUAGCCUAUUAAUUUACUCUUGAUUAUCAAGUAUUACCAGUGUUGAACUAUUAAAAACACAGGAUAUCUAGUUAAACCAUCAUAGGCUUCCCAUAAUUUCACUUUUCUUUCAGUUUAUGUUUAGACUUGAAUUUAUCAGUCAGAAUUGCUGCUUUUUGGAAGUGAUUUUCCUGAAAUUGGAUGACAAUCAGUGAUAUAAUUGCUCCAUUAUUUAUUCUUAAUUCUCUUAAUGUUUUUUUCAUUCACAAAGUUACUGGAGUAUAACUGGUUUAAUAAGCACAUCCUACUCUGAAUGAUAAAAAUAUAGCCAAAGUAAAACCAGUGACUUUGUGGUAGUAAGACUGGGGAGUUAACACAACAGAUCAUUUGUCAGCUAUUUUUAG